This is a messenger RNA of Alosa alosa (allis shad), 925 nucleotides long. RefSeq lists its product as uncharacterized. The record is from RefSeq and is a predicted model, not a curated record. NCBI's taxonomy places the organism in Eukaryota, Metazoa, Chordata, Actinopteri, Clupeiformes, Clupeidae.
CAGCUGGCACCACACGGGCUCGGCUUCUUUGUCCCCUUACAACGCCGGCCGCCCUGCUGGACACACCCAGCCACAGCAUGCACAGGCUGCCACUGCUCCGACUGGACACUCAGAGCCCUGCUGCCAGCCUCACAGAGUCUCUGCCCGAGAGUGUGUGGCAGCGAAGAGUGAAGUCCUGGCGAGGUGAUGGCCAGUCCUCAGCAUCACUGUCCUCACCCCACACUAGCAGCACCAGCCGGACCGGCCGCACCAGAAGCCCCUCUCCAUCUCCGGGGUCGCCACGGAAACCUGGGCGACAGACCUCAGGAGGUAAAAGAAGAAGCAGAUCCAGUGGCUGGGUUCUUGAUGAAGACCUCAGCCAAUCGGAUGCGGAGGAUCUGCUUGAUGAUGGCACUGAAGAGGACCUCGGCCAAUCAGGGACGGGGAAGGACGGGUCCCCCACCCCAGCAGUCUUGUGGCGGUGCUACGGACUCAGAGGUGGAUGAGGUGUUGUGCAGGAGGUCCAUCUCUCCCCACAGUGGGGGUAGAGCAGAUCAACACAGGCCCAACACAGAGGUGUGAAGAUGUGUCUAAGCAUACUCAACGCCAUUGUAGUCCUCCGUCUGGGCAAGACAGCCAGUCAGCGCUGCUGCUCUUCACAUGAAACUCUCCUGGUGCUGAGUGUGUGUGUGUGUGUGUGUAUCUGACUGGGCGAGCCAGCCGGUCAGCAUAGAAAACUCUCCUGGGGAAUGGGGGCGUGUAUGACACCAAGGGUGCUCUGUAUGUGUGUGUGUGUUGGUGGAGUUCAUUCUCUUCAUCAGAAACCUCCAGGGAAUCAUUGGUCACAGAGGCACUGCUUGAAGCAUCGUACAUUGUAUCUGUUUGUGUGUGUGAUACAUUGUAUUCAUGACAAUAAUUAUUGUGUGAGAAUUAAAUGGAAAUAAAC